Molecule: messenger RNA, 5651 nt
Organism: Anolis sagrei ordinatus
Lineage: Eukaryota; Metazoa; Chordata; Lepidosauria; Squamata; Anolidae
Gene: SLC39A10
Product: solute carrier family 39 member 10
Biological process (GO): zinc ion import across plasma membrane; intracellular monoatomic cation homeostasis
Cellular component (GO): plasma membrane
Molecular function (GO): monoatomic cation:bicarbonate symporter activity; zinc ion transmembrane transporter activity
Source: RefSeq, a predicted model, not a curated record
CAGCGACCAUCGCUACGCCGUUUGCGUUAGGGCGCGAUCACCUCCAUUAGGCGCACACACCCCUCUCAAUCUCUCUCUCUCUACGCUACUGACUCCCUGGUUGCCGCAAAGGGGGAGGCGGGCGGGCGGGCGGCGCGUGGCGCCCGUAAACUCCGCUUGGGGAAAGAGGCGAAGGCGGCGGGCGCUCUGCGUAAGCCGCUUUGGUGAAUGAGGAGGAGGAGGCCGCGGCAGGCAGAGUAGCAGCAGCAGCAGCAGCCUGGAGUAGGAGCCCAGCCAGCUUCCCGCAGCAGCAGCAGCAGCACUGCGGAGUGGGAGGAGGCGGCGGCCACGGCGGCGGCGGCGGUUUGGUACCGAGCGGAGAGGGAGAUGCACACGGCACACUCGAGCUGAGAAAAUAGAAAUGACGGUACAUAUGCACACACAGUUUUGCCUCAUAUGUUUGCUGACAUUUGUCUUUCAUCAGUGCCACCAUUGCCACAGCCAUGGUGCAGAAAAGGGCCAAAGUAAUAACCACAAUAGUGAUCAAAUCUCGGACACACCAUAUCUCCAGAAUGGUAGGACAGAACCUGCACCAAAUAAGGAGGCUGAAGAGGAGCAAAAAUACUAUAUUGAAAAACUCUUUGAGUGUUAUGGUGAAAAUGGGAGAUUACAUUUUUGGGGACUGGAGAAAUUGCUGACGAACCUUGGGCUUGGCGAAGUCAAAGUAGUGGAAUUAAAUCAUGAGGACAUUGGUCACGAUCAUGUUUCUCACUUAGAUCUCAUAGAGGUACAAGAAGGAAAGCAUUCUCAUUCCCACAGUCAUCCCCAUCCCCAUAGUCACUCAGGUUCAGAAAACCAGACUGUGAAUGAAGAGCCUACCAAAAGAAACCAGAAGUGUGACCCUGAAAAAGAAGGAACAGAGCCGUCCCUAAAACCUGGUGGAAAACACACCCGUGGCCAUAACAGUCAUCACAGGCACCGCCAGCGCUACCGCUGCCACCACUCGCACCAUCACCUUGGCCAUAAUGGCAGCCAUCAUUCUCAUAAUGACUCCAUUAGUGCUAGUGAUCAUGGGGAACCAAGUCAUGAGCCUUCAACAGAAACCAACACUACUCAAGAACACUGUGAAAUAAAACCAUGCAAAGAAAAGAAGAGGCGGAGAGACAAGAAGAAGAGCAGUGAGAUCCCAGUUGAAGCAACACAGGAUUUUACCGCUGAUCAUGACUCAAAUGAACAAUACAAACACAACCGUGUUCAAAAAGAAGACCAUGUGCAUGAAGGGUCUCCCUCGCAUGUGCAUUUCCAUGAUAAUGACCAUUCGGCCUCUCAUGGGCACCGAGACCCGCAUCCUCCCAGUGGAGCCAGCCAUCGGCAUGCUAGCAAGCGCGAAGCACCUCAUAAUCACAAUGGCAUGAAGAGGCAUCUUCACAAGGACCAUAACAGACAUGAAGAUUAUCACGAAGAGUGUUUAAAUGUCACCCAGCUGCUAAGGCAUUAUGGUCUUCGCCCCAGUUCUCCCAUUUCUCCAAGCUUGUUUACAUACCUGUGUCCCGCAUUACUGUAUCAGAUUGACAGGAGACUUUGUAUUGAAUAUUUUGAGGAUUUACUGAUUGAAGACUUGAAUAAAGGCAAAAAUGCAUCGCUUGGGAUCAUGAAUAAAACAGGUGCAUCAGCCUGGAUUUGUGGCCUCAUUUCUAUCACAGUCAUUAGCCUGCUGUCCUUGCUAGGUGUGAUCUUGAUCCCUAUAAUUAACCAAGGGUGCUUCAAAUUUCUCCUCACCUUCCUCGUUGCUCUUGCGGUAGGAACAAUGAGUGGAGAUGCACUGCUUCACUUGUUGCCACAUUCCCAAGGGGUGCACAACCACAGUAACCAUGACGGCCAAGGCCACCACCAGCAUGAGCACCAACAUCUCCAUGGGCAUUCCCAUGAACACGAGGGACUGGUCCACAGCUUCCUCGAAGAAUAUGACGCAGUUUUGAAAGGUCUGGUGGCUCUUGGUGGGAUUUACCUCCUGUUCAUUAUUGAACACUGCUUAAGAAUGUUCAAGCACUACAACAAACAAAGGACUAAGCAGAAAUGGUGUAAGAAAAAACAGAUGAUUGACGAAUCGCCAGUUGGGAGGAAACUCUCAGAUCAUAAACUAAACAGACCUGAUGCUGAUUGGCUUCAGCUCAAGCCUCUAGCUGGGGCAGAUGAUUCUGUUUUAUCCGAUGAUCGGCUUAAUGAGACUGAACUAACUGACUUAGAUGGGCAGCUGGACUCCCUACCGAAAGCCUUCCUGUCCGUAGAGGAGGAAAACAGUAUGCUCCACUCCCAUAACGACAUCUCCCAUGCCGUUCGGGACAACGAUCUCCCUGCAGUGGGCUUCCAAAGCAACCAUCGAGCGGAUAAGAACGCAGUGGGGAAGCACAACCACAUCUGGUCACACAAGCACUCCCACCACUCCCAUGGACACUGCCAUUCUGGGAAGGACCUGAAAGACACUGGCAUUGCAAAUAUAGCCUGGAUGGUCAUCAUGGGAGAUGGAAUCCACAAUUUCAGUGAUGGUCUGGCCAUUGGAGCAGCUUUCAGCGCUGGAUUGACAGGAGGAAUCAGCACCUCAGUAGCAGUAUUUUGUCAUGAGCUUCCCCAUGAAUUGGGUGACUUUGCUGUGCUUCUGAAAGCAGGCAUGACCGUGAAGCAGGCCAUUGUUUACAAUCUCCUGUCAGCCAUGAUGGCUUACGUAGGGAUGCUUAUAGGAACAGCCGUGGGACAGUAUGCCAAUAACAUCACCCUCUGGAUCUUUGCAGUCACUGCUGGCAUGUUCCUCUAUGUCGCCCUUGUAGAUAUGCUUCCAGAGAUGCUUCAUGGGGAUGGUGACAACGAAGAGCAUGGUUACUGUCCGGUGGGACAGUUUAUCCUCCAGAAUUUAGGAUUGCUCUUGGGAUUCGCCAUUAUGCUGGUGAUUGCCCUUUACGAAGACAAAAUAGUGUUGGACAUCCAGUUUUGACCAUUUGCGGUACUUAGCUGUGGUUACCACCAUGUUACUUACUGUAUGGCUUUUCAGUCUGCACUGUUGUACUGUAUGCACAUUUGUUCCCAGGCAAAGCAGUAUGGCGUGCGCUCCUUUACAAGUAACAGUAUUCUGGUGUCUGCAGAAACAAGGUCCUGUCUUCCAGCCAAAACAAACAUACACACACACACAGAUAAACAAAAUACUUGGUUAAAUGAGGUUCAGCUCCCCAAAGGUAAGAUCUAGGCUUGAUGUCAUUUCUAAUCAGUCUAUAUUGGAAGCAGGAGAUCCAAAUACAAUGCUCAGGAUGCUGUUAGCAAAUGCAUUGGAGGUCCCCCCCCCCCCCUUUGUCAGCUUGCAAUUGCACUGUGCUGUCAAAGUCAGAUCACUGACAAAGCCUUUUGCGUAAUAUUUAAGCAAAUUAUGAUGUUUGCUCUCUGCCAAGAGCCAGAGCAUGUGUUGCAAGGUGUGGCAUCCUUACCAGGUGGUCCAUGGGCCCCUGAGCCGGUUCUCAGCCUCCCAUCGUGCCACACAUACAUAAGGCAGCAACAAGAAAUCCAGAAAUGCAUGAGUGUUCUGGGCGGUUAAGGUUGCAUUUUCUUUUUAAAAAAUUAAAAAUGAAGGGUUUUUGAGAGUGUUAUUUUUGAAUUGCCUUUUGGCCGUAUCAAGGGUGCCUCCCUGCUCUGGACGUUGUUUCUCAAUAAUGUCCAAUCAGCUGUUCUGCACUAAACUGAACGGUUGGUGACCAAAGUGAACCCAUGUAUUCCCAUGGAUCAAACCCUUCCCUUCGGUUUCCUCGUCUUUUGAUUAAUCCUUUUAGAGAAGGAAUGGGAAUUGUGAGUCCUCCAGAGGUUUGUGGACUGCAUCUCCCAGCAUUCCUCACCAUUGCUGCCCAACAUCUGGAAGACCACACAAUUCCUACCCAUGUUCCAAAGGCAGGAAAAGUUGGUUUGUCGAGUCUACAACACGCAGAAUCUCCUAGUCAGAAGUUGGGAAUGCCAGAAAUUAAUUUUUCCAAGCUCGGAAGGUCUUGAGCAGUCCCCCUUUCUUUCAGGCAGCUCUGUAGUUUCAGGCAGAUACAGGAGCCCCUUCCCCUGGAUGUUCCCCUUUUGCUGCAUGGAUGUCUUUUGGGAGCCCAAGAAAGCGGGCUAUGUAUUUCUGCCUCCAGCCUUAGAGGUCUGGGUUCCCAAUGGUUAGUUGUUUUGGAAGAUUUGACAGGCAUUAGGUAUUAAAUGUUAAGUUUGUAGACAUUUGUUAUCAAAAUGCCAAAUCUUUAAUUCUCUAGUUCUCUCUGGUCCUUUUCCUGCAGUACCAUAGUAGUGCUGCCCAAAACCCAGAAUACAGAGCCGUUUGCGCUCCCCCCCCCCCCCUCAUGAUGAAGCACAUGUAUGGGAUGUCUUUGGUCACAACAGCCAAAUUUGUUCCUGCAUUAUAUAUCCUUAAAAUCCAGGCUGAGAAGAGCUGAUUCAGUGUUCCUGAGAGGCAGUCCUGGUAGCUGUUUGUUUACCUAAUUCCCCAGAACAGUUUUGAAUGUAUUACAUUGAAUGCCUUUGCCACCUUUGCUUCCAGCCACUGCUCAGAACUGAGAGUUCGGUAGAUAAUAAGGCCCAUUCUUUGACAUUGGCUGUGUGGGCAAUUUUUGUUACUUUUUCUUACAUGGGGCCUGUUCCUAUGUUGCUGCUGCAGUUGGGGUUUUGUUCUGUAAAGUAGGAACCCAACUCACCUAGAUGAAAAGGCAAGCCAGGUGUCUUGCCUCUUGAGAUGCCAUCUUCUGGGGAGCAAAGGUAACCCUUUUACCUUAGUGAGGUCUCCCACGUUGCCCACAGAGGCCCUCUGUUAUUGGAGCAGUACAGGGAAGAUGUGCACCUCAGGGGAGCAGUCCUUUACAUUAUAAUAGAGCUGUGGUUCUCAACCUGUGGGUCCCCAGGUGUUUUGGCCUACCACUCCCAGAAAUCCCAGCCAGUUUACCAGCAGUUAGGAUUUCUGGCCAUUGAAUGCCAAAACAUCUGGGGACACACAGGUUGAGAACCACUGUAAUAGAACAUGUAGACUCACUGUGCAUGUAGUUUAGGAGGAUGGGCUCAACCAGAAGCCUUAAGCAAUGAUGAGCUUUAAUACUGCAUUUUUGGGUGCCAAGCAGCUUGGAUGACUGUACUCUGAUAGUGGGCACUGAUAAGAAGUGCUCACUCUGUCCCUCUUCCUAUUUGAUGUUUUGAUAACACAGCCUAACGGUACUAACCUUAGCACGGCAGUUGGUUUCUCCCAACACUCCACUCUCUCUCUGUUCAUCUCGGUACAGGAGCUCAUCUGAAUAGGUACAGGUUGGCUUUUUUAGUUAGGCUCAGGUCAAGUCACUCCCAAAGACGAUCUAGGUUGGAAAGUGGAACAAGGCCUUCAUUCCAAAUUAAAAUCACUUUUUCUUUUGGAUCCUUCCAGUUCAUUUCUGUUGUCAUUCCUUUUAAAUAUAUAUAGAUAUAUGUGACUACUGUUGUCUACUUUAAAGGCAUGCUAGAUGCCUUUUGUUGGGUGUCUUUUUUUGUGGUGGGGGAGGGGGGAUUGGAAUCGUGUUGAAUAUUGACCACGUUUUUGACCAGUUAGUGUUCAGGUUCAAAUCCAGCGUCCUGUCAGCACAGAGAAUUUGCUCAGAUCACUGAGAGUCUUGCAAUUACAAACACUACAC